AUGAGCGUAGCCAACAUGCCGACUACAAUGCACGCCAAAUCCGUCACGUCAUUGCGGGGUGACUCAACUAUAUGGGGAACCUCUUCUCCGGCCCUUCGACCCGACGAGUACUUCAGCAGCAACCAGUACCAAGCCGGUGACUCUGGGUUCCCCCUCGGCAUGCGCAUGCUCACCCCCUAUCGGCUGCCCUACUCAAGUGCCAGUGGCAACGACGCGUUCAACACAGGCCAUGCAAGUCUCCGGGUUGUGUGCGAGCAUGGCAAUGGUAUCCUCAAGGGUCGCUGGUCAAGCCUGUCAUGUCUACCAGUUUUCAUCCGCCGACCAUCAGAUGUCAAGACCGUCUGCAACUGGAUAUUGGCAUGUUGUAUCCUACACAAUGUGGUAAAUCGGCUCCGAAACGGCGAAGACACGGUGCCAUUGUUCGUCGAAGAAGUGCGACCCAAUACGGAGUGCAAGUCUGAUGUAGUUGACGGCUGUCUUAUUUGGCGAGAGAACAUAAAGUCUGAACUCUGA
Messenger RNA from Aphanomyces astaci, 513 nucleotides. RefSeq lists its product as hypothetical. The transcript has 2 exons. The record is from RefSeq and is a predicted model, not a curated record. Lineage: Eukaryota; Oomycota; Saprolegniomycetes; Saprolegniales; Verrucalvaceae. The coding region runs from base 1 to 513 and encodes 170 amino acids.